AUGCUCCUUAUUAGCAAAGUUGAUAGAAACUUUGAUAUACACCUUUUUAUGUCACGCUAGUAGGUCUGGAAGACGGUCGGAUAUUUUUAAGUUUUGAACAGUUGCACAAAAAAUCGCACAUCAUAUUACGUGAAUAUAAAUUCGCAACAAACAAUCUAUAUAACAGAAGAUCACUUGCCGCGGUUAUUAAAUGUUGUCUGUCACAGUUUGACAGCGAAGGUUGGUUUUACAUUUGCUCGAGAUCAAUCUAGAAAUCACGAUUGACGAAUUUAUACAACUGGUAUUCCUAAUUAUCCCUGAUUUACCACAAGCCGUUAUUGAAGUUUUUAAAAAGUAAGAGUGUUGUGUCGAAUUUUAAACUUUAGAUUUGCUUUUGUUAUAAACAAUAUGGCGUCUCCAAAUUUGCCAGUUUUGCCACUGUCGGACAUUUUUUGUUUCGUUAUUUUAUACUACGGUAAGUUAUGUAAUUUAUCAACAAGUUGCCUAGAACUGUUGAUAAAAAUAUUGGCUUGUGAGGAGAAUUCAGUUGCUGGGCUAGCAUUGACGGAUAUAUUUUCGUCAUCCAAAUAUUUGUCGAAUAGCGGAAGGAGUGGUAAUUUCAUACGUAUUACAAUUUUAAAGUACAUUCGUUUUCAGUGAAAACGGAAAACAAUAAUGAAGCUGACCACACCAAAGUAACCGACUCAUCAGUAUCGUUUGCGGACAUCGAAACCCUGAUCUCUCUCUUAUAUGAACAAAACAAGUACAUACUGUACGCAGUAAGGCGUUUAUUGCCAUUCAUUAUAGCAUAAGUUGAACAGCUUAUAAAAAUGGAUCUUGGACCAUAGCUUAAUAAGCACAACAACUUGUCGAUGUUUAAACCUAGCUUGUACGAUCGUAAUGAGCCUUCUAAAAAUGCCUCGAAAAGAACCUACGCUAGUCUAAAUAAUGGUACAUCGUGGCAUUUAAUGAGGAAUAAGUAACUUAUUUAGUGACUGCUAAAGGACAUAAAAAACAUUUCUGAAGAUUGAAUGUUCGGUGACUACUUUGACAGUAAAGGUUAAAUAACUUGUACAAAAAUUUUGUCUAUGUGCAUUAUCAGAAUAAGUUUCCCGAAGUUAAAAAAAUUAAACUUAGUUAGAGGAUAUGUAAAUUUGACAUUCACAGACAUACUUCCCCAAACGAAUUCAUAUGCAACGAAAUCUUUUUUGAUGCCUUGCAAAAUAGGCCAAUUAUUAUUUAGUUAAUGGAUUAUACUUUUAACUUUGUCAAUAUUGUCAUACUUAAUGAAUUUCUGGAAAUUGUCAUUUCUAUCAAUUGGACUGUUGUGGAAAACGAAGUAGAACCAAACUCUUACUUGUUCUGUGAAAAAGUUUAUGUUAAAGAACCUAGUUCACACUUUGCGACAGAGUAAUCAGUCUUUUAAGUCAAAUUCUGGACUUUAGACAGCUCAUUCUCCCUUAGUGUUCGUAAUUUUUACGAUGUCCUUAAACCAAAUUUUAUGGUCUAUUAGUCGCUCAUUGUAUAUUUUACACCCACUUGGUAUUUUGGUACAUUUGCGAGCAAAAAUGAUUCUUAUAUUUCAUGCAAACAUAUGAUCUUACUAGCUUCAACAUUCACUGACCUGCCUUCUCUCUGUUAUAGUCCACCGCUGUCGGUAGUAAAAGAGGCCCUUACUUCAUCUGGCCAUUCUCAAAACUACAGAGUGGUUGACUUUUUGGCGGAUCUCGUACACAGACUGCGGACGAAAAUAUAGAAUCCCACAAAUCGAGUAAGUAUUUCUUUCGAUGUCAGGCAUGGAGAUGUCUAACCGAGCAAACAUUUCGGCUAAUUAGUUAAUCAGUUUGACUGUCAGAAAUGAAAUAAGUCUAGACGACAACAUAAAAUAUUGAGUUUACAUUGAUAAAGGGUGCCUGUGGCAAUAAUCAAUCAGUUCUGGUAAUAUUGGGCGAGAAAUAGACGCGACAAGUUAAAGGUGUAACACUUAUUAGUAUUCAUGUACUCCUGUGAAUCACAACUUACUAUCACUAUCUAAACCCAUGACUUUUGUUGUUCAGUUGGUGUCUCGUUCUCUAGCACCAAUAGCUAUCAAUAUCAGCCCUUUUCGAGUACGACACAAGCACGCAUGUUUACGAAUUCACUUUUCGAUACGAGAGAAUUAGUCGGGCUGAUGCUCGGGAUCUGUUUUGCCUCUAGUUAACAGAGUGCAUGGACGACAAACCUUAAACGCGACGCUUUAUUUCAACAUCAUCCGCCGGCGCCAUCUAUGGCGAUGAAUUUCGGGUUCUUAGAUGUGGUCUGUCAAGUGCAGCCUACAGUGCCAGCUGAUUACUUCCUCUAUUGUCGUCAGGUUGACAGCGCCUAAAGGCAGCAGCCAUUGAAAAUUUGGCUUUUACAGUAACCUAAUACAAGGGAAUUUUUUAUCUUAAGAAAGCCCGUUUUGAAACCAAUGACACUUAUUUAUAUUUUGUGAACGAGUUGUGUGAAGCGGUCUACUUCUGUCUGACGAUGACCCGUCCAUGACAUAGGAAAUUGAGGUAAAGUACACAACGUCCUCAGGCCUAUCGACAUGCAGAAGAAUGGUAUCGUUGUUUUAGCAUGAAAUCGUCCGGCGGCAUUGAGGACAUAUUCAAUUGCUAGAUGGGGAAGAUUUGGUUUCAUCUGGCGUUUUUAUGGCACCUGAGCCCCAGGACCGAAAGCAAAUUCCUUACAUAGUUAAACGUUCCAACAAGGGACAAAAUAUUAUUCGAUGUCAUAGCGGAUGGCCGAGUGUCCCUAAACUUUUGUCUGGAAAAAUUUAUGAUAGACUUUAGUCAGGUUUCUGAUCUGUUGGUGGCAGAAUAUUGACAUCCUUAACUUUCCAUAAGCUUCUUUUUUUAAACUUAUCGAAUGAUGUAAUUAAACCACGAAAAUAGAUUGAAGCCUUACGCUGCAUUUAAGGCCACUGCUUUGUUAUUCCUUGCAAAGUGGGUCUAAAAUUGGCCUCUUUUUGUCUUUUGAUGGAAUUUCAAUUUUCUGAAAGAAACAUACAAUGGCCUGCUCCGUCCGUGGGAAGAGAAACAGGACAGAAUUAUUACAGUCAUGUAGGACAGCUUCUGGGUUUAACGCCUUUUGAAAUACCAUUAAUAAUCAGUCAAAAGCAACACAAGGACGGCUCCUGUAGACUUUAGUUGGCAGUUCAUAAAUAAGCAUGCGACUGCAAGGACAACUAAGCAAUCUCAUUCAAUUGGACUAGAGAUAGUUAGCUGUGGUAAGUUAAGAUUAACAAGGAAGAUCGUUUUUGUGAUAAACGUUUUUGUUCAUCUUCUGGAUAUAAGAGACCUCACCAUUUGUCUCUAUAGACUAAAAUUCGUCUAGGUUAUUUUGCUGCUGAGAAAUACACACUGAUAAUCAAACUGCAUAAAACAUAUUUUAGAACAUAUUCCUCGCUUUUUGGAGUGGAAGCUAUGCACUCCUUAGACCCAUGAAGCAAUAAUUCAAAACAAUGGUGCAGGAAAAGUCGUCACGUAUUUGCAAACGAUUUUUGUCUUACGCACCGUUUUAAAAACUUCUAGGACAAGCAUGCUUCCAUGCGCAACCAAAUGAAUAUAAAAGUCUUUUAACUGUGUAUCUUACUACCAGCCCAGUUUACUGCCUUGACUCAACCAAAGGUAAAACGAAAAUACUGUACGCGAUUUUUUAACCACCAAACAAAAAACAUUAACCACUGCAUAUUGCCUGAGUUGUAAAUAUGCUCCUGAAAAUUUCGUAAAACCAUAUGAUUUUGAGCAGAUUAAGCAGCACUACAUGAAAAAUAAAAUAAUAAAUUACGACAAAUGCAAAGCAUUACUUCAGAGCCUCAUCGGCGACUUCACGGAGUUUAUAAUGUCAGUGGAUGAGCACCGACCAAAACGUCAUUUUUUCUGUGUUAAUCACUUCCUUUUCCAUGUUGCUCGUGAAACUCCCGAACGAACUUAAGGUAUAUUAUCCAUUUGCAGUCUGACGAGGUUUUUAGAUAACUAAGUCAAAUUGCGGAUGAAUGGCAAACUCGCGUAAAAAUUGUCAUACCUGUUUAGCAGAAGACAAUACAUGCUACCACUUUAUCCGGCAACUGACUUGAGUAUUUCAUGCAACUUGUCAUUUUUGGCCACACCAGAGGAGUGGCUUCUGACAAAUGACAAUACCGUAGGUUCCUCGGCAUGUAAUAAUAGUGCAGUAAACAGCGUCACUUCUCACGUAGGUUAGGAUCCAAACCCAACUAUGCUAGGAAACUGCGACCAAUUUAAAGAAUUACGCAAAUAUUGGGCUGGUCGGACGGCCGAGUUUUGGGCCUGCUGCAGAAAGUGCGGUGCUCAAGUGAGGACUCAAAUAAUCGACAUCAAUCUGCCAGUCGUGCAUCAAACACUGCAAGAACAUAACACUAACGAGACUAAAGGUCAUUUUCGCCAGUGUUGAACUAAACAUUAGAUGAGUUGUACCAUGUUUCAUUCAUUGACGAUGAGCCCGAGUGAGUGUCCAAAACAGCGGAUAAUUAAACAACUGGUCCCAACGAUAACCUUCCUGUUUUCCGAUCAAUUGCCUUUUCGGCGCGCAUUUUUUUACCAUUUGGGAUGAAUAUAUGCAUAUGUAUAAUGAAUAAAACGCGUACUAAUAGACUUAUCCUGUCGGCGACAAAAAAUGGUCUUUGAUGCUGUCUAAGAUGUUGAAUCAGUAUGAACUAUAUGUAUUUAGAUCAACUGAGAAUAUAUUUUCCAUUUCAGCCUUGACCGUGUACUGCGCACGCAGGCAAGAAAACACUUUCUCAUGCUGUGUUUUAUUUUAACUGAUGUACAUCACAGGUGGGUCAGGAGUUGA
Spirometra erinaceieuropaei is the source of this 4812-nucleotide messenger RNA. NCBI's taxonomy places the organism in Eukaryota, Metazoa, Platyhelminthes, Cestoda, Diphyllobothriidea, Diphyllobothriidae. The record is from the annotation of a GenBank genome assembly.